CUCCAUCCCGGACACGCAAAUUGGGCCACAGACUUCCCCAAAGACAAGGCUCUACAUCUCCAAUCAUGGCAAAAAAGAGAAAGGCUUCUCGCGCUGCCGAGUCCAGCGGGCCAAAAGAGCUGGACCCGGCAGACGCUCGCCUCAAGGUCAACUCAUACGAAGAUGUGGCCAACUCAGAAGACGAAUUCUUCAUGAACCGAGACACAAUCAUGCUCGAUGACGAGCCCAACAUGAAGCGCCGGAGAAGGGGCGAAGAAGAGAUUGAUUUCUCCGACGAAGAAGUAUUAGGCUACGAAGAAUCAGAUUCCGGCAGCAAGCCCCGGCCGAACAAAUCAAAACGAAAGGCCGCCGCAGGGUACGACGAUUCACAAGAUGAAGAAGACAAAGCCGAAGGAGAGGAAGGCGAGGAAGAGGGCUGGUGGGGUUCAUCCAAGAAGGAAUACUACAAUGCCGACAACAUCGAGACCGAAGCCGAUGCUCUGGAGGAAGAAACCGAGGCAAAGAGGCUGCAACAAAAGAAGCUGUCCAAGAUGGCGGAAGAAGACUUCAUCUUUGACGGAGACGAGUGGCUCGCAGCCGAGCAAGAAGAAGAAGAAAGCGCAGAAACCGUCACCGAAAUCCUCAAGGAGGUGGAGAUCACUGACGAUAUGGGCCCCGAGGAGCGGUUGAAGCUGCUGUCUGCUCGAUACCCCGAGUUUGACUACCUCGUCAAGGAUUUCCAAGAGUUGCAACCCCAGCUGGAGGUUCUCAGAACAGAUGCCAAGGCUUCGACCGGCAAGUCCCUGGCUGCCAUCAAAUACUGGGUGCUUGGCUGCUAUGUUGCCUCAUUGGCUAGUUACUUGGCUAUUCUGACAUCUCCAGCUCGCGACGCUGCCAAAUCGCAGAAAACAAUCGAUCCUGCAGAGCUCCGUGACCACGAUGUGAUGGAGACCCUGGUCCAAUGCCGCGAGGCCUGGGAGCGGGUCAAGGACAUGAGAUCACUCAGCGCAUCCGGCGAAGCAUCAUUGGCGCAAGACAUCGAUUCUAUCCCUGAGCUGGACGAACAUGAAUCACUCGUACAGACCAAGAAGAAGACAAAGAAGGCCAAGGAGAGCGCGGCUUCUGCGGCAAGCAAGGCCAAGAAGCUGGCAAAGGCCAAGGCAAUUGAGGAGACUGUUGCUGAUCUUUACGAUCUGCCCAUCAACACGAAAUCCAAGGCAAAGAGCAAAGAUAAGGCGCUGCAGGCUCAGGAUGACGACAGUUCAGACUUUGGUGAAGAAGAAACUUUGGACGCUCGUGCGGCUGCUGACAAGGCGGCGCGCAAGAAGAGCUUGAAGUUUUACACAUCUCAAAUUGUGCAAAAGGCCAAUCGUCGCGCCGGUGCUGGUCGUGACGCAGGUGGUGACAUGGAUAUCCCACACCGCGAGCGCCUUCGAGACCGUCAAGCUCGUCUCCUUGCUGAGGCCGAGAAGCGAGGAAAGCGGGAUUCUAAGCUGGGCGCGAACCUCGGCGAGGACAGCGACGAGGAAGACUCCAAGGCUGCCAAUGCAAUCCGUGAUGAUGAGGACGAGUACUACGACAUGGUGGCCCACGGUUCCAAGGCCAAGAAGGACGACAAGGCUGCCCGAUUUGCCGCUUAUGCCGCCGCAAGCAAGGCCGACAGGGUGGUAGAAACCGAGGAAAUUGGUGAGGACGGCAAGCGCAAGAUCACAUAUGCCAUCCAGAAGAACAAGGGCCUGGCGCCGAGAAGAAGCAAGGAUGUCCGAAACCCCAGAGUCAAGAGGAGAAAGCAGUUCGAGGCCAAGCAGAAGAAGCUGAAGAGCAUGAAGCCGGUGUGGCAAGGCGGCGAGCCCAAGGGAGGUUACCGGGGAGAAAUCAGCGGUGUCAAUGCCACCGUCAUCAAGAGUACGAAGCUGUAGAAUAUUUCUUGCGAUUAAUAUACACAUAUCAUUCAUUGUCCC
Molecule: messenger RNA, 1940 nt
Organism: Trichoderma virens Gv29-8
Lineage: Eukaryota; Fungi; Ascomycota; Sordariomycetes; Hypocreales; Hypocreaceae
Exons: 1
Coding region: 66-1898 (610 amino acids)
Biological process (GO): maturation of SSU-rRNA from tricistronic rRNA transcript (SSU-rRNA, 5.8S rRNA, LSU-rRNA)
Cellular component (GO): small-subunit processome; nucleolus
Source: RefSeq, a predicted model, not a curated record